Pleurotus ostreatus (oyster mushroom) is the source of this 552-nucleotide messenger RNA. RefSeq lists its product as uncharacterized. The transcript is spliced from 4 exons. NCBI's taxonomy places the organism in Eukaryota, Fungi, Basidiomycota, Agaricomycetes, Agaricales, Pleurotaceae. The record is from RefSeq and is a predicted model, not a curated record. Bases 1 to 552 code for a protein of 183 amino acids.
AUGCAAUACUAUUUCGGGGGCAAAGACGUGUGUAACUCCACCAUCAAGUCCUCACAAGACGACGGCGUGCGGUUUACGGUGGCCACAGACGAGGUCGACGACAAAACGCGGACAGAGAUAUGGCACGGCGACAAAGCCUCGAGGGUAGCUGUGAUUCAUUGGGACGACCGAGUUUUUGAGAUUUAUGGGCGAAAGUUGAGUUUUACGACGGUAAAGGCGCAUCCUUCGGGAAUCCUUGUCUCUAGCACUGACAGGAUUUGGCGGUGGGACGGAGAUGCGUAUUUGUUGGAACAUGACGACGGAGAAUGGGAGCUGAAAGAAGAGCUCAGCGAGCAACCUGCAGCCAAAUUCACCUCCUACCACCCUCGUAUAUUUCACGACGACGAGCCUGCGUCUAUCCAGGUAGAACCCCACGUGCAGCGGGAGACGGUAUUCUUCGUCUUGUUAUUCGUCUAUUCGGAAUUCAAGCGCCAGACUUCCGAAAAAGAAACCAAGGCCGCGGUGAAAGGCAUCAAGCGCGCGCACAAGCUCAUGGAGUUGCAGGACCGAUGA